Anopheles funestus (African malaria mosquito) is the source of this 1217-nucleotide messenger RNA. It is a transcript of the gene Uch-L5, whose product is annotated as ubiquitin carboxyl-terminal hydrolase isozyme L5. Gene Ontology annotation, biological process: ubiquitin-dependent protein catabolic process; protein deubiquitination. The transcript has 3 exons. The coding region runs from base 184 to 1152 and encodes 322 amino acids. Gene Ontology annotation, cellular component: cytoplasm. Lineage: Eukaryota; Metazoa; Arthropoda; Insecta; Diptera; Culicidae. Gene Ontology annotation, molecular function: cysteine-type deubiquitinase activity. The record is from RefSeq and is a predicted model, not a curated record.
GAUGCAGCUUGUCGAGUUGUGUGCGUUUGGAGUAGCAUGUGUCAAAAAAUGGCAAAUCAGAUUGCGUAGCAAAAGCGUCCCGAUAGUUUUAAUUUCGAUCUCGAAUAUCUUAAUUCCUGCUUUGGAUUUGCAACUUUUGCAUUAACCUGAAAGUAAACCACUGCAUACAGCAAUUGAAUUCUAAUGGCAGACAGCGCUGGAGAAUGGUGCUUGAUAGAGAGUGAUCCCGGUGUAUUCACAGAACUUAUCAAAGAGUUCGGGGUCGACGGUGUGCAAGUUGAAGAACUGUGGAGUUUGGACGAGGACAGUUUUAAAGAUCUUGAACCCGUACAUGGGCUGGUGUUUCUAUUCAAAUGGGUAAAGGACGAUGAACCGGCCGGGUCCAUCGUUCAAGACAGCCGGCUGGAGAAAAUCUUUUUCGCCAAGCAAGUCAUAAACAAUGCUUGCGCUACUCAGGCCAUUCUAAGCAUUUUGCUGAACGCAACCCAUACGGACAUUAGUCUAGGUACUACGCUGACAGAUUUUAAGGAGUUUGCCUGUACCUUUGAUGCGUAUAAUAAGGGUCUUGCGCUGAGUAAUGCCAGCCAGAUCCGGACCGUGCAUAACUCUUUCGCUCGGCAAACUCUGUUCGAGCUGGACAACAAGAGCUCUGGCAAGGAGGAUGUGUUCCAUUUCGUCGGGUACGUCCCAGUAGACGGCCGGUUGUACGAGCUGGAUGGUCUGAAGGAGGGUCCUAUCGAUCACGGUGCUGUCGGUCCCGGACAGGACUGGCUGAAGGUGGUGCGGCCUAUUAUAGAGAAGCGCAUGCUUAAGUAUAGCAAAGGGGAGAUCCACUUCAACCUGAUGGCAAUCGUCUCCGAUCGGCAACUCAUUUAUCAGCGACAGAUCGAUCAGCUGUUGAAUGCGGAUGAAGGUGAGAUGGAAACAGACGCGAAGCAGGAUAAGAUCAACCAUCUGAAAAUGCUGAUCGACGACGAAGCAGCUAAACGUAAGCAAUAUAAAACGGAGAACAUUCGCCGUAAGCAUAACUAUCUGCCAUUCAUCGUGGAGUUGCUCAAGGCAUUAGCUGAAAAUGGACAGCUGAUGCCGCUGUAUGAAAAGGCGAAACAACGUGCCCUAGAGCGGGAGGCCGCCAAAUCGAAGCAAUCAUAAAAUGAUUCCUUCAUGCAUGCAUUUUCAUUUCGUAAUAAACUUUUUCUACACCGGUUGUUAUACAG